Messenger RNA from Bombyx mandarina (wild silkworm), 1341 nucleotides. RefSeq lists its product as uncharacterized. Lineage: Eukaryota; Metazoa; Arthropoda; Insecta; Lepidoptera; Bombycidae. The record is from RefSeq and is a predicted model, not a curated record.
AGUAUGUUGUCACACCCUUGUCGCCCACUCGCAGUGACACCCAUCACGAUGACGUCAUUUUUAAUGGGAUUGUUUGCGCGUCUGGGAGCGGCUUUUUCGCACCAAGAAUGAUUUUAGUCCUAGUCGAAUUUCUGUGACGGGUGGAAGCGACAUGUUGUUGCGAAUACUUAUAUAUUUUUGUCUAUCCUUUACCGUAGUAUUUGCGAGAGGUGGCUUCGGUGGACGUAGUGGCGGUUCACAUUCCUAUCCCCAUUCCACCGGAUAUUCUGGCGCAAGCCGAGGUGGCGCACAUACUUAUCCGCAUUCCACGGGAUAUUCCGGCGUAAGCCGAGGCGGCACGCAUACUUAUCCGCAUUCCAAUAGCAUCUCGGGACAUUCCGAAAGUCGUAAUGUUCACAACACUUAUACACAGCAGCAUAAUGUCAAUUAUGGACAUCGUACUGAAAUUCAUAAUCAUUAUCACUACAAUCCACCGCAGCAGGUUAUGUAUGGAUCGACUUAUCAUCCCGUAUAUCACGGGACUCCUCCGACUUAUAUCUACGAAUAUAGGAACUCCGGAAGUCGUUUUGAUACAUUGCUAACAGGCCUCGCUUUAUACAACUUGGGAAAAAUGUCCGGUAGACAAGAGCAUUACGGCGGAUAUAGAGAGUACACAACGAGGCCAGGUGAAAUUUGUAAGCUUCGUGUGGAAAAAAGAUCAUGGGACUAUGAAGAAACUCGGAUCGACUGCAAAUUGAUGUCCAGUUUUAUUUGGGAAGCGGAAACUACGUCGCAGAAUCAACAAGCUUCGAAUAAGGUUACUACAGUAGUCGAAACCGUGGCGAGCUCGAGUGGGACUCGAAAUGCUGACGGGACCAUAAGCAAUACAAACAUAACAAAAACGGUAACCGUCACAGAUGCUCUACAGUCAAGAGGCCCGUCAAUACAAGUGAUGCCAGGAAUGCAGUGCUACAUGAUUCGCAUAUCAAGAGACACUUCGGUUUUACAGAAACAUGUCGAUUGUGCUCUCUUACAAACCUACGCAAAUUCUAUGCAUUAUAAUCGUGCUUCGUGUUUAUUGAAUUCGACAGUUAUUUUUGUUAUAAUAUUGCAUUGCUUAAUUAAAUAAUUUAAUGUGAUGAUAACGUGUAAAAAGUUUAAAUGUUUGUUUGAUGUUCAACUUUAAUUUGCCGUUCUGAUAUUUUAAAAAUACAUAACUAUGCUCCGAAUUCAGAAGUUCUUCUUGGAGUGGGUUAGCAGAAACUAUUGUAUGUAAAUGUAACUAAAAUUUUUAAUUGAAUUUUAACAUUUUUUUUAAUCGCGAAAACAUGAUUUAAUUUUUGGUAAAUGAUUAAAUUUUUU